AACAAGCCUUCGUUCUCACGUUAAUUCUACUUGCACCAAACCAGACCAUAAGCUAGCACACAGUUUUUAGUUUUUAGUUUUUAUUUUUUUUAAGAAGACAUACAUACCAGACCAAACCUAAGCAGCAGAUCAAGCAUGAAGUUCCUGUUGGAGUUGGGGUCGUGUUACCGUUCUUCGUCGUCGUUGAAGCAAACUCAAGAUCAUGAGAUGAUCAAAAGCCGUGUGAGAAGAUCAAAGUCUGCAGAGUCUGCUCAACAAUGGAGGCCAGCUCUUGUUGCAAUCUCAGAGGAUGUGGUUGCUUCUGGUCACGAGGGUAAGGCUCAGUCUGAGAAGAUAUCGUCCAAGAAAGGACGUAAGGCCAAGGCUCGAAGCCUCAGUUGCAUUAGUCACGACGAGCUCUCCGGGGGAAACAAUGCGCCUGUGUUCGUACCGGCAGCGUUUGCAGCAACCCCCUUCAUGUUCUGAUGAGUUUGCGGCAACCCACUUCAUGAACAUGUACAGAGUCUGGAUCAGUUUUACUUUUACUGUUUUUAUUUUAUUUUAAUGUUUUAUUUUGUUGUAAUUAUUAUGGAAGUUAGAGGAUGGUAUUUUAUUUGGUUUAGAACCGUUUGGAAUUUUCAUAUAUUGUGCAGAAUUUGAGAACUAGCUUAUACAGACUGAGAUUAACUCC
Prunus mume (Japanese apricot) is the source of this 670-nucleotide messenger RNA. RefSeq lists its product as uncharacterized. The record is from RefSeq and is a predicted model, not a curated record. Lineage: Eukaryota; Viridiplantae; Streptophyta; Magnoliopsida; Rosales; Rosaceae.